AUGGCCGAUCCGGCGACGAAAGGAAUGGCGUCCGCGCCCGCAAAGCCACAAGCUCAACCACGUCUUUCUACAUCAUCCGUCGCUAUGUCAGCUAAAGCCAAGACGCAGGCGCAUCCUCCAGUGUCUUUUUCAUCUUCUACUGCCCAGCAGAAGCCUCAAAACGUUGGUGACAAGACGACUCCAGUUGCUCCCAGUCGAAGCUCAGCUUGUACGACGUCUAGAGACGUUAAAACGAACGCAAAAGCUUCAAUUUCAUGCUCUAAAGCAGGUGUAGAUGCUUCAGCCAUGGAUCGAAUGCUUCGAGCGCAGGAAGAGGCGCGUAGAUUGCAAUUUGCUCUGGCGCAGCAGCAGGUUCAACAGUAUCAAGCCAUGACAAAGCAAUUGGAAGCACAAUCCGGUAUUUCUAUGACGCCUUCUAGCUCUAUCAAAAGCAGCAGCUCUGCGAGUAGUAAAAUGGCUACGAGUAUGACGGGACUGACCAAGACGUCAGAGAAUCUGCAGAAACUUCGACAGGAACAACUGGCAAGACUGCAGCAGAAUGCACAGCGACAGGCUGCCAUGGCAGCAGAGGCGAUGCAAAAGCGUUCAAAUGAAGAGUGGAUUCGGAAUAAGCUGCUGCGAGAGCAGGAGCACAUAAAGCUACUGAAAACCCGCGAGCAGCAGCCAUGUCAGACUAGCAAAGGGAAUGCCGCGACGACAACCACAUCCACAUCGAUUGCUGACAGCUUGUUGGCACAGCAGCAGCAGGUUAUUCGACAGCAACAGAUGCUGAAAGAUAUGCUGCAGAAACAGCAGAAACGGCAACAAGCACACAUGCAAUUGCAAAUGCAACUAAAGAAAGGAGGGGACAAAAGUGCCAAGAUAACGCAGACAACUACGGCAAUAUCAAAGAUACAAGCCAAACCUUGCGUUGCAACUGCACCAACGUAUUACUCGGUGAAAAAGAAACAGAUGAAGAAUACGUUUGAUAUGGAAUUGGAAGCACUGGCAAGGGUCUGUAUUCGAGUCGCCAAUGCAAGAACUGAUAGUGAAAUGCGUCAAGCUUUGGAUAAAAUGACGUCGUGGCUACAACGGUGCACGGAUCGUUUGUUGCUACAAAUUGCACAGCGAGACUAUCGUGACUCACUUGGCCACCGCCGGCCGAUGCUUAUUCAACAAGACCGGUGGCCACCGGAUCUCCAUGUCAAGUCCGAGGGUGUCACGCAAAAAAUCACACAAAUGCUGGGCGCGUUCUUGUUGCAAGAACAAAGUAGAGCUGCUCAACCACCAGUUGCUGUAAAAGGAGCUGUGGCUGCCAAGUGUGCUGUUACUGCUGUGUGCUCUUCCAAUGCUUUAACUAGCGGCACCGUCUCUUCCAGCUCCACUACCGCUAUCACUUGUACUACUACCACUUCUCGUGUUGCUACUCCUGCCAUCACCGGCAUGUCUGCUGCUAGCUUGGCCACUGGCGGUAACACUGCUAGCAUAUCCUCCACUAGUACUGUUGCCACUGCUACGUCUAGUAUCGUCCAAAAACAAUCAGCAGUCGUAGCGUCAAUAACCACGGCUUCCGGUACACCAGUCGUGUUGCCGCCAACACCAACACUUGUUCGAACCGUUAAAAGCUCUAUAAAACGUGACAUCGCAGCAAUCGAGCGGGAGUACGCUGAAUUGAAGGCCCAUCUUCAAGCCAAACAGGUUGAGAUUAACCAGAAGGCAAAGGCAAAACGAGAUGCGGCAAAACUGGAAGCGGCCAAAGCGCUCGGCGUCAUGUGUAACCGCGGCACAACAGCUUCAAUACUAGCACCUACACACAAGCGCUCGUUGCAGGUUAAUAUCCCUUCUUCCGUCAAGAAACAACGGCCAGAUGCGUAUGUAUUGCCACCAAGUCCGCAAACCGCUGGCUACCGACCUUCCACACCAUCUGCUACUCCAAUCUCUCCUCAAGUUGCGCAGCAAUUUUACGAUCUAGAUUUGACCACCCGAACUAGCUCCGAGUCUGAGGACAAGAUGUACUUGCCGCUAAAGGUUGUGUCUAAAAUCAUGUAUAAGGUUCUGCUGGGCACGUAUGACAAGGAUGUCACUGGUGGCGAUGUAAGUAUAAAGCGCGAUGAGCAAGCAAAGGGUAGAACAUUAUUGCCAGCCAUCUCACACAUCCCUCAAGAACACGAAUCUAGGUUGGAAGACACAGUCAGAAUAAGCGAUGAGGCUGUGACCUUUAUGCAAGAAUGCGUCACCGAGUUUCUGCUGUAUUUCACUAGCGAGGCGCGCGAUCUAUCCGUGAUGCAGAACCGGAGAACGAAGAAAGGUGUAGGUCUGUCGAUCUCUGGCAGUAAUGUCGUAGAAAGCAUGGAGAAUCUAGGAUUUACACCGUACGCUCACGUGUUAGCCAGAUAUAACGAGAAAGUCAAGGCCAGUCAAGAUGCCGCGGCGCGGAAGAAGACAGAACGGAAACGACUCAUCCAACAGCAGACAAUGCAAAAAGCUGCGGCGGCGGCUGCUGCUGCGAAUGCUGCCAAGGCGACGACAGCAGGUCAGAAGGCAGUUUUGCCACAUGCGACGAUGAAGCUGACGAAUCCGUCGCCACUAGCGAUCUCGAGACUAGGUUCAAGCGUGUCCGCAAGAAUAGGGGGGGCACCGGCAAGGUCAGGGAUAAAGACUGCAAACCCGACUGUAACUGCGACAACAACGACACUGCCUGCAAAGCCAGCAAUGACAACAAUACAGGCAGCACCGACUACACGUGCAGCACCGACUGCUUAUGCAGCAUCGGCCUUACAUGUAGCGCCGACAAUACAUGUAGCACCGACAAUACAUGCAGCAUCGACUACAUGUGCAGCACCCACACGGCACACCACGCACCCCGCCGCCCGCCCCCCCCCCCCGACUACUUAUGCAGCAUCGACAGCAUCGAUUAAACGUGCAGCACCGACUGUAUAUGCAGCACCGACUGUAUAUGCAGCACCGACAGCACCGACUACACGUGCAGCACCGACAGCACCGACUAAACGUGCAGCACCAACUGAUGCAGCACCGACUGUAUGCAGCACCGACAGCACCGACUAA
Molecule: messenger RNA, 3045 nt
Organism: Peronospora belbahrii
Lineage: Eukaryota; Oomycota; Peronosporomycetes; Peronosporales; Peronosporaceae
Source: the annotation of a GenBank genome assembly